Molecule: messenger RNA, 696 nt
Organism: Mesorhabditis belari
Lineage: Eukaryota; Metazoa; Nematoda; Chromadorea; Rhabditida; Rhabditidae
Source: the annotation of a GenBank genome assembly
AUGAGAUCACGGCGAAAUACUUGCAACGCUCUUUCGGCGAUGAGAAAUGCUCGGACAGAGACAAAAAUCGAGGACCUCUUGGAGCCGCUCGCAUCGACGGGAUUUCAAGGACAUCGAGGAAUUGAUGAUCAAGAAAAUGAUGAAUUCAUUGAUUCGGAUGAAAAGUUAACCCAGCCUUCCGGAAUCAAUGAAAUCGCGCUAGCCAAUCUGCAUAUUCUCGAGAAAAUCAGAGAUCAAUUGAAACCUAUUGAACCAAAACUACCGAAAGAUGAGCACGAAGCGAAGAAAGGUCAGGAAAGUAUCAAAUUGAAUGGAGCGGAAAAAGCCAAAGAUGAGAUUCAAAAAAUGAUUUCGAGAAUGCUUGAUGAUUUCCAGAAGAAAUUUGAGCAAAUGUUUGAAACGAAACUUCAGCACUGGGACCCAGCUCAACACCAACCGAACAACAUCAACCCUGAAACCGAUAAAAUUUUGGAAAUUCCGCCCGGCGAAGAUUUGAGAUCAAUCCAAGAUCUUCAGCACUGGGACCCAGAACAACACCAACUGAACAGCACCAACCGUAAAGCCGAUGAAAGUUUGGAAAUUCCGCCCGGUGAAGAUUUGGGAUCAAUCCAAGAGGUCCGCCCGGAGGGCUCAUCAGCUGCUGGCAAUCUUGAUAGCUAUGUGUCAGAGGAUCCAAUAUUCAUUAAUAAUCUUAAC